GGGACAGGAGGGGACAGGAGGGGACAGGAGGGGACAGGAGGUGGCCAGGGCUGGCAGGAGCCGAUAGCGCGCGGCCCUUCCUGUGUGGCCCUGUCCCCCCCCUUGGGGACAUCCUGGGGUGGGGACAUCCUGUCCCCCCCUUGUCCCCUGCGGGCGUUAUCAGCCCUGGGGACACUGGGGACACUGGGGACACCACUGGGGACAUUGGGGACACCACUGGGGACAUUGGGGACAAUGUACGGGAACGUGGAGACCGCGCUGGACAAACCCUGGGGAGCCGGGGAAGGCUGUCCCCACCCCCCCCCGGACGAGGACCCCUACGAGCCCCUGGACCCCUCCCCCCCCCGGCCGGGGGCGCCCCCCGCGCUCCCCUCCCCCCCCCGGCUGUCGCCCCGGGUGGCGCUGGUGGCGCUGGUGGCGCUGGUGGCGCUGGCGGUGACGCUGCUGCUGCUGCUGGGGACACUCGGGGCGCGCCGCAUCUCGGCCCUGGAGGCCGCCCUGGAGGCCGAGAAGGCGAAGGAGCCUCCGCCACCCUCAGGCUCCGGCUCCUCCCCGGAUCCCCGUGGCCAGCCGCCGGUGUCCCCAGCUGUGCCCCCGGUGUCCCCAGCUGUGUCCCCGGUGUCCCCAGCUGUGCCCCCGGUGUCCCCCGCGGUGUCCCCCGCGGUGUCCCCAAGCUGUCCCUGUGUCCCCGCGGUGUCCCCAAGCUGUCCCUGUGUCCCCGCGGUGUCCCCAAGCUGUCCCUGUGUCCCCGCGGUGUCGGGCUCUUUCCUCCUCUACAACGAGCGCCACUCUGGCUGCGUGGUGUCCUCCGGCCGGGCUCUGUCACUGUCGCCCUGCUCGCCCUCCUCGGUGUCGCAGCGCUUCCAGUGGCUGUCGGGGGGGCGGCUGCGGCACCUGGGCUCGGGGCUGUGUGCGGGGGUGGCCCGGCCGGUCCGGCUGGCGCUGGUUCUGCUGGGCCCGUGCCGGGAGCGCUCGGGGCUGCAGCGCUGGGAGUGCGGCCCCGGGGCGCUGCUGGCGCUGGCCGGGACCGCGCUGCGCUUCAACUUCGGCCACGAGGCGCAGCGCAGGGUGAUGCUCCACGAGGGCGACGGCGACUGGAGCCGCUGGGUGGCCCACGGCACCUCGGAGGAUGUUUGCUCGCGGGCCUGUCUCCUGCCCUGCUCCAAGGGCUGGGUCUUUUUCCGGAAUUCCUGUUAUUUCUUCUCAAAUUCCGCCGCUUCCUGGGAGAAUUCCCAGUUUUUCUGCUCGGCUUUGGGGGCGCAGCUGCUCGAGGUCGACGAUGCCGAGGAAAAGCGCCACAUCCAGGCCCAGCUGCGGGGCCCGUCCUGGCUCGGGAUCCGUGACCGGGAUCAGGAGGGGACCUGGACCCGCGGGGACGGAACCGCCCUGGAGCCCAACAGCAGCUGGUGGCACCGGGACGAGCCCAACGGGGGCUCCCUGGAGAAUUGCGCUGCCGUGGGGCCGGACGGGCUCUGGGCCGAUUAUCCCUGCGGGACCCCCCUGGGCUGGGUCUGCGAGGGACCCCCCUGAGCCCAAAAAUCCUGGAAUUCACCCCGGAAUCCCGGGAACCUUCUGGAAACCCGGGAAAAGCGGCGAUAAACGGAGUGUGUUCACUGGA
Poecile atricapillus (Black-capped chickadee) is the source of this 1618-nucleotide messenger RNA. RefSeq names its product macrophage mannose receptor 1-like. NCBI's taxonomy places the organism in Eukaryota, Metazoa, Chordata, Aves, Passeriformes, Paridae. Bases 235 to 1530 code for a protein of 431 amino acids. The transcript is spliced from 8 exons. The record is from RefSeq and is a predicted model, not a curated record.